Messenger RNA from Colletotrichum navitas, 382 nucleotides. RefSeq lists its product as uncharacterized. The coding region runs from base 51 to 302 and encodes 83 amino acids. The transcript has a single exon. The record is from RefSeq and is a predicted model, not a curated record. NCBI's taxonomy places the organism in Eukaryota, Fungi, Ascomycota, Sordariomycetes, Glomerellales, Glomerellaceae.
UGGCAAGGUAUUCAUGAGGGGGGGGAGUCGAACCGGCAUGUAGCCCAGGCAUGUCUGUUGGUCUCAAGCUUAUAUUACCUAUCAUUACAUUAAUAAUCCAAAACAGUAGCCGCAGUAUCCCAUCUAUUCGUUCUGUCAUGUUUGCACAUGGCUUUUGUAGACUUGACAAAGUAACCCUAGGCUGCUUGUGUUGUUCUGAUGGAGGUGGGAGAUUGACGAUGGUGGGAAGAGACGGAUGUUCAACAGAGCGAGCGGGAAUUUUUCAAGCCUCUACCCGGGUUCAAGCACAGCUUGACAGUUGAGUUUGGCGACUGCUAGAUCAUUCCGUCAUUGGAUCUCGUGGAGUCAGUCCUCCUUGUGGAGGCUCGAGAUGAGAGUGUGA